Alternaria burnsii is the source of this 1083-nucleotide messenger RNA. Its product is annotated as glucosamine-6-phosphate deaminase. Lineage: Eukaryota; Fungi; Ascomycota; Dothideomycetes; Pleosporales; Pleosporaceae. The record is from RefSeq and is a predicted model, not a curated record. Gene Ontology annotation, cellular component: cytoplasm. The transcript is spliced from 7 exons. The coding region runs from base 1 to 1083 and encodes 360 amino acids. Gene Ontology annotation, molecular function: identical protein binding; glucosamine-6-phosphate deaminase activity. Gene Ontology annotation, biological process: N-acetylglucosamine catabolic process; D-glucosamine catabolic process; carbohydrate metabolic process.
AUGCAAACGCUCGCAGUGGCACAGACAGACAUCAUGCGGCUAAUUAUCAGAGACGAUCCCAAAGCUGCAUCCCAAUACAUCGCCGACUAUGUCAUUGAGCGCAUUAAGGCCUUCAACCCUACACCUGAGAAACCCUUCGUGUUAGGGUUGCCCACUGGCAGCAGUCCCGUCUUAAUCUACGAGCAUCUUGUCCAGCGCCACAAAGCGGGACAAGUCUCGUUCCGCAAUGUGGUCACAUUUAACAUGGACGAGUAUGUCGGUAUCCCACGAGACCAUGCCGAAAGCUAUCACAGCUUUAUGUACAAGCACUUCUUCUCACAUGUUGACGUGAAACCUGACAACAUCAACAUCCUCGACGGCAACGCGCCCGACCUAGAAGCUGAAUGCCAUGAGUAUGAAGAGAAGAUACAGCGUGCGGGUGGUAUUGAGCUGUUUUUAGGCGGCAUCGGACCAGAUGGGCACAUUGCCUUCAAUGAGCCAGGCUCCAGCUUGAAGUCUCGAACUCGUGUGAAGACACUGGCGUACGACACCAUUCUAGCCAACUCAAGGUUCUUCGGGAACAAUCUGGAUCAAGUGCCGAGAAUGGCAUUGACAGUUGGAGUUCAAACGGUGCUGGAUGCACGCGAAGUCGUUAUUAUAAUAACGGGUGCGCACAAGGCUCUAGCCCUUCAAAGAUGCAUCGAAGGUGGUGUGAAUCACAUGUGGACACUGUCUAGUCUGCAGAUGCACCCCCACCCAAUGAUUGUGGUUGACGAGGACGCCACCUUGGAGCUGCAGGUCAAGACAGUCAAGUACUUCAAGAGCAUCGAGAUGGUAGGAGACGAACUGGGGAUGCGCCAGAAGCUCCCUAGAAAGCGCGACUCGCUUGUGGACGAGGGUACCUUGCUAGCCCCUGACCAAGAGAACGGUAUCAGGUUGACUGUGCCGCAACUUGAUCUCUCCCGUUCAGCAAGUCCAGUCCUGGAACCAAUGAGCGCCCGCCUCACCGACGAGGAAGCAAGUGCAUUGCGUCCCGUGGACGUGGAUAUGGAUGAGGUCGCAGAUCAACCUUCGGUCCGAAUGAGCGCUCGCGUCGCCAGCUAG